AAUCCCCUGCGACGCAGUUCCUCACUUGCGCUCCACGAUUCACAAAAAAGUACUUUUAACGGUCAGAUUAGGUUCCCAUCCGAUUCUCCAUUCUGGGAAAUAUAUCUCCGAAAUAAAAAAAAAGUAAUUUUCUUUUUUCCUUUUAGGUUAUGAUAUAUAAAAAAAAAAGGAAAGCUAAAGUUUGUGAGAGAAUCCCAUAGUUUCUCUUUCUCUGAAUUGUUUAAAUCUAUGUCCAAGUAGCUGGAAUCUAGGGUUUAGAUUCGCUCUCGCAGAUAACAAUGGAGUUGGAUGACGUUAGUAUCGAGGAAGCAAUUAUAAUGAGUGGUUCGUGGAAGAUUAGGAAGAAGAGGAGUCUGAAACCGUUUAAGUCUAGAGGUCUUUUUAGCGGUAGGAGUAGUAGUAAGGUAGUAGUAGAAGAAGAAGAGAGCGGGAGGAGCUUGAAAGUGGUGUAUAGCAGGAAAGGGAAGCAUUCUAGUGGUGGUGGUGGUGGUUCAGCGGUUAAAAGGAAUAUGAAAAGAAGGAGAAAUGAGAAAGAGCAAUGUUCUGAAGAUGAUGAUGAUGAUGAUGAUGAUUGCAAAUUAGGUGAGUGGAUGCGAAGGAGAACUGUGAAUAGGAGUGAGAAGCGCAAAGAAGUUAUUAGGCCUAAGGUUGAGUCAGGGGAACGUUUUGAAGAUGAUGAUUGUACGAUUAGUAAAAGGCGUUCUGUAGUCAGUAGGAAAAAGAGAGACAGACGCCAAGUGGAGAUUGAAGAAGAUGAGGCAUGGGAAGAAGAAGUUCUACUGUGUGUAAAGAUCAAGUCAACAUCAUCACGAAGCAGGACUCGUAAUUUAGUUUCCAACAGUACUGAAAACGUUGCUGAUGUUAGUACUUCCAGUUCGCGUUCGCCAGCUUCUGAUGUAUCAGAUCCCCUUCUCAAAAACGGGAUAUCUAAUAAUGACUGCACAAGCGUAAGACAGGAAUCGAAGGUAGGCCCAUUUUGCCAUCAGUGCUUGAAAGGGGAAAGGAUAACUCUUCUCAUUUGCAGUGAAUGUGGAGUGACGAUGUACUGUCUUCAAUGUAUAAGGAAAUGGUAUCCAAAUCUAUCUGAGGAUAAUGUCAUUGAGAAAUGUCCUUUCUGCCGUAACAAUUGUAAUUGCAGCAAAUGCUUGCAUUUGAAUGGUUCAAUUGUGACACCCAAGAGGGAACUCUCGAACUCUGAAAGACGCCAUCAUCUUCAGUACGUGAUUACAUUGAUGCUUCCGUUUCUGAAUAAGUUAUCCGAACUCCAGAACCAAGAGAUUGAAAUUGAGGCGAAGGUUCAAGGAUUACUGCCUUCUGAAGUUGAAAUAACUAAGGCAAUAAGCUACACUGAUGAACGCGUAUACUGUGAUCAUUGUGCAACUUCCAUUGUUGACUUGCACCGAAGCUGCCCAAAGUGCUCUUUUGAACUUUGUUUGAAGUGCUGUCAAGAGAUUCGUGAAGGAUCACUUUCUGAACGCCCUGAAAUGGAGGUAGACUAUGCUGAUAAAGGAUACCAAUAUAUGCAUGGUUUAGAUACUGCAAGACCGAGCGCCUCUUCCACUUCUGAAGACGAAGAAGCUAACCCAUCCAACACUAAGUGGAGCCUUAGUGAUAAUGGAAGCAUUACUUGUCCACCAAACAAGCUAGGUGGUUGUGGUGAUUGUAUAUUAGAGCUUACGAGGAUCCUACCACAGACGUGGAUGUCAGACUUGGAGCACAAAGCAGAGACUUUCUUGGCAUCAUUCAAUAUUAGCCCUAGAAUGUUGAUCUGUGGGUGUUCUCCUUUGGAUACUGAGAUGACAAGGAAAGCAGCUUCAAGGACAAAAUCAAGUGACAACUACCUUUUCUGUCCUAAAUCUCUUGAUGUCUUGAAGGAAGAAGAGCUUCUACAUUUUCAAGAGCAUUGGGCAAAAGGUGAACCAGUAAUUGUUAGGGACGCUCUUGAUAACACACCUGGUUUAAGCUGGGAGCCAAUGGUUAUGUGGCGGGCGUUAUGCGAAAACGUGAAUUCACCAAGGAAGAACAUAUGA
Messenger RNA from Camelina sativa (false flax), 2030 nucleotides. The record is from RefSeq and is a predicted model, not a curated record. NCBI's taxonomy places the organism in Eukaryota, Viridiplantae, Streptophyta, Magnoliopsida, Brassicales, Brassicaceae.